Messenger RNA from Lottia gigantea (owl limpet), 228 nucleotides. RefSeq lists its product as hypothetical. The transcript has a single exon. Lineage: Eukaryota; Metazoa; Mollusca; Gastropoda; Lottiidae. The record is from RefSeq and is a predicted model, not a curated record. The annotation marks the transcript as partial.
GACAAUUUGAAAUACUAUGACAAUUUGAAAUACUAUGACAAUUUGAAAUACUGUGACAAUUUGAAAUACUUUGACAAUUUGAAAUACUUUGACAAUUUGAAACACUAUGACAAUUUGAAAUACUAUGACAAUUUGAAAUACUUUGACAAUUUGAAAUACUUUGACAAUUUGAAAUACUAUGACAAUUUGAAAUACUGUGACAAUUUGAAAUACUUUGACAAUUUGUAA